UUCUAGCUGAUUAGCCCUUUGUUCCUGGCAGAGAGCAGGGACAAGGGAGAUACAGGGGCCAAAGAUCAGAAGCUACUACUUGGAAAGUGAGGCAGAGUUUUCGUUUGCAGGGGGAUUCUGUUGACGGAGCAGCUUGAAAGGACUUUCAAGGAGAGAAAAAAAUAUUGUCACCUUUAAACUGUGAAGCUAGUAUGCCAUCCAGUUUUUUUGCAAGAAAGUUCAAUGUUCAGUUGUUCUACGGCGAAGAGGACCUAUUUCACCUAUAAGGGGAUCCCUCUCCCCACAAUGGGCUACUCCGAGGAAUCACUAAGUUAUAUGGAAAACGAAUUCCAGCUCCUUGAUGAUGAUGUGGUGACUGUCAGCUAUCCCAAGUCAGGUACCAACUGGAUGUUGGAGAUCUUGGGCUUAAUCUGGCAUGAUGGAGACCCCUCAUGGGUUCAGAGUGUGUUCAUGGCUAACAGGUCACCAUGGAUUGAGACUGUUGAUGGUUUGAAUGUUGCCUUGAACUAUCCUCCACCCAGGUUCCUGACGACUCACCUGCCAUUCCAGUUUUUCCCUAAGUCCUUUCUGCAUUCCAAAUGCAAGGUAAGCAAGAAUGAAGUCAUCAAUCAAGACUCACCUUUAGGUCCUUUUCCAAAUGUCACGUCCCUUGCUCAUCUCUUUAUAUUCCACCUUUGUCUCGGUUUCGCUUUUCCAGUGAUGUUUGGUUCCUGGUUCGACCAUGUGAAAGGCUGGAUGAAGCUGAAGGAGAGACCCAACUUCUUCCUAAUCACCUAUGAAGAGCUCCAGCAGGACCUGCGAGGCAGUGUGAAGAAGAUCUGCCACUUCCUUGGUAAGGAACUGGCCAGUCACCAGCUGGACGAAGUGACAAAAUAUGCCUCCUUCCAAAUCAUGAAGGACAACAAGAUGUCCAACUACUCCCUGUUACCAAGUAUGGAUCACUCUAAAGGAAAAUUCAUGAGGAAAGGGGUCUGUGGAGACUGGAAGAACCACCUCACCGUGGCACAGAGCGAACACUUUGACCACGUUUAUCAGGAGAAAAUGCAGGGUGUGGGUGUGACUUUCCCGUGA
Messenger RNA from Pogona vitticeps (central bearded dragon), 1071 nucleotides. Lineage: Eukaryota; Metazoa; Chordata; Lepidosauria; Squamata; Agamidae. The record is from RefSeq and is a predicted model, not a curated record.